CUAAUUCCUAUUUUGGAAUCGGAUUCUAUCGCUACCGAUCAAGCCAAAUCCAUAGAAAAAACAAAUCGAGACAAAAAACAGAGAGCAUCUGAUUCUCCAUUCUUUGUCCCUGAUUACACGGCUUCGCUUUCUGUAUUCUAGUUGAAGAUGCGAUGGGCAACGUCAAUGUUAAAAAGCGUAACGCUCAAUUUUCCAGAAAUGUUAAAGCGGAACGCAGAAGUAGUAGCUCAUCCGACCUAACUAACCGAUCGGUGCCUCAGCUUCCACGACCGCAGCAGCGGCAGGAGCAGCCGCCGCCGCCGCCGCCGAUGAUGAUGCAGAGGAAAUCGAGUAAAAAUAACCGAUCUUCGGGAGAAAGCUCCGUCGUAGCGGGGAAGGAAUCUGCGAAGAAGAAAUAUGCUUUGAUUCCCGAUAACUUCACUACCCUAGAGCAGGUUACUGCAGCCUUGAGGAAAGAAGGUUUGGAAUCUUCAAAUCUCAUCCUUGGAAUUGAUUUCACUAAGAGCAACGAGUGGACUGGCAAAAUGUCAUUCAAUAAUAGAAGCCUGCAUGCUAUUGGAGCAACACCCAACCCCUACGAGAAGGCCAUCUCUAUUAUUGGCAAGACCUUGGCACCCUUCGAUGAUGACAAUUUAAUUCCAUGUUUUGGCUUUGGUGAUGUUACCACCCAUGAUCAAGAAGUGUUUAGCUUUCACAGUGAUCACUCAUCCUGUCAUGGUUUUGAGGAAGUCCUGGCUUGCUACCAAAAAAUAGUUCCGAACCUGAAACUUUCAGGGCCUACUUCUUAUGGUCCGGUGAUUGAGGCUGCAAUAGAUAUAGUUGAGAAAAAUCGUGGCCAAUUCCAUGUGUUGGUUAUAAUUGCAGAUGGCCAGGUUACAAGAAGUGUCAACUGUGAUGACAAAGAACUCAGUCCUCAAGAACAGAAGACCAUCCAAGCUAUUGUUGAUGCAAGUUCAUAUCCACUUUCGAUUAUUCUUGUUGGAGUUGGUGAUGGACCUUGGGAAGACAUGAGAAAGUUUGAUGACAAGAUACCUGCACGUGAUUUUGAUAAUUUUCAGUUUGUUAAUUUCACUGAUAUUAUGUCUAAAAAUUCAAGCCCCUCUCAGAAAGAAGCAGCUUUUGCUUUGGCUGCUCUUAUGGAGAUACCGUUCCAGUAUAAAGCAGCUAUUGAACUUGGAAUACUUGGCCGUGUAACAGGAAGGGCAAAGAAAAUAAUUCCACGACCUCCUCCAGUUCCUUAUUCUCGACCUGCACCACCGGCUCGUGUACCGAGUGAUAUACACUCAUCAACAGAUGAUGAGCGAAAUCAGCAGGUCUGCCCUAUCUGCCUGACAAAUGCAAAGGACUUGGCCUUUGGGUGUGGGCACAUGACUUGCAGAGAUUGUGGAGCCAGGUUAACCAACUGUCCCAUUUGCCGAGAGCGGAUCACUUCUCGUCUCAGGGUUUUCACCGGGUGAUCAUACGUGCAAGGGGAAGGGUGAACAGCUCAGGGGUUCAUGUUUAUGCACAUUAACUAAAGUCAGAGUGUUGCUUCCUGAUGGUUGAAGAAUGGACCGGGAUUUGCACGAGACUACUGUAAUGAUGGUGACUUGGAUUUGUGGAAGAUUUUAUUUGUUUCAUGUUGAGUGUUUUGAAGUUGUUUAUAAGUUAUAGCCAUCGUGUAAAUACCGUACACUUUCUUCUUUGAUACCAACAUGCUUUGAAGAACGUUGUGAUAUUUCCAAGGGCCAAGAGCUGCUUGCUUAGACUGAGGAAUUGUGAAAAGCUCCUUGCGAUCCAUUUCAAUAA
Molecule: messenger RNA, 1788 nt
Organism: Prosopis cineraria
Lineage: Eukaryota; Viridiplantae; Streptophyta; Magnoliopsida; Fabales; Fabaceae
Product: E3 ubiquitin-protein ligase RGLG4-like
Exons: 13
Coding region: 153-1457 (434 amino acids)
Source: RefSeq, a predicted model, not a curated record